AAUAACUAAAUGCUGCCUCAUCCUGCUUGGUUCUUGUUCUUGGAACAUGCAGAAGAUCGGUUCCAGACGACCUUAGGGGUCUAGAUGUCUCAUAGGAAUCUAACAAAUCAAGCAUGUAUUUUGGUCCAAGGCCAUUAAGUAUUUUGUAGACGAGCAGUAGUAUUUUAUAGUCUAUCCUUUGACUCACUGGAAGCCAGUGUGGCGAUUUCAAAACUGGUGUAAUGUGGUCCAGCUUCCUUGUAUUUGUGAGGACUGCAGCAUUCUGUACUAGCUGCAGCUUCCUGACUGAUUUUUUUUAUCAAGACCCGUAAAUAUACCGUUGCAAUAGUCCAAUCUGCUGAAAAUGUUUUUCCAUGUCUUGUUGAGUCAGAAGCCUCUUAAUUCUGGUUAUAUUUUUUAGGUGGUAAUAAGCGAAUUUAGUGACGGACUUUCGAUGGCUAUCAAAUUUUAGGUCUGAGUCAAUAAUUACGCCAAGGUUUCUGACUUGAUUUGUAGCUGUAAGUGACAUUGAGCUAAGUUGCCUGCUUAUCUUUGACCUUUCCUUUUUUGGCCCAAAAAUGAUCACCUCUGUCUUCUCCACAUUUAACUGGAGAAAAUUCUGGCACAUCCAUUCAUUGAUUUGAUGAAUGCAUUUACUCAGGGAGACUAAGGGACUAUAAUCAUGUGGGGACACAGAAAUGUACAGUUGUGUGUCAUCUGCAUAGGCAUGAUAGGAGAUGUCAUACUGUUCCAUUAUCUGAGCUAAGGGAAGCAUAUAGAUGUUAAAUAAGAGUGGUCCCAGAAUUGACCCUUGAGGGACUCCACACGUGAAUUUGGUUCGUUCUGACUGAUGGUUUCCGAUUGACACAAAGAAAUCUCUAUCAUGUAAAUAGGAUGUGAACCACUGAAGUAGAACAAAAACUACCACUUUUUUUUUUAACUGAUUAAUUAGUCAUACUGUAUGUUCAAUUUUUAUAUUGUUGUUGCUUUGUAUAUACUGUUUGUGGUAUCGGAGAAGAGCAUCAAUAGAGCAUCGCUACAAUCUACUGUACAUUAAAAGUUUUAACUACUCAUUUACUGAUGGGAGGGCUGUUAGUGCUCAUUCACUGGCAGCCCUCCCUUUGAAAAUUGAUCUGACGUCUAACCCCAUCAAUCGCCGCCAAUGAGUUAAACUGUACCGUAUUUGGAGUGAUAUUUUAAAAUGCAUUUUUAAUUUAGUGUUAUUUUGGGUUUAGUUCUCCUAAUAUUACCCAGUCAUUCAAACUACUGUAUCAACUAAUUUGAGAUAUCUUGGGAAUUAUUUCCACUUCCAUAUCCACAAUUUGAUUUAAGCUUUACCUAAUUUAAGUGUAAUUUCUACAGAAUUGCAUAUAAUUUUGUACUAAAUUUUAAUCUGACAGUGCAUUCUAUUUUAAGCCCCAUUGCCUUCACAGUGUAUGAUGUGUGUAGACAUGAGCUGGAGUCAGAGGAGGCAGUCGCUGUGUUCACGUGUUCUCGCUCACACAAACUCAGUCACAUGGAUGAACAGAGGCACACACGGGUAGAGAAACUCCUCAUUAACUAAUGAGCGCUAAGAUACACAUAUGGACUGAUUCUGUAGAGCAAUCCACAUCAGCGCGCUGGUCUCUCACUGCUGUCAUCUCUCCUCAUUGAUGAAGUGAAGCAUUCUGCUGGUGGCCCGUCUCUCUUCUCCUGACUCCAAAGCAUGGAGGCUGUGGCGCUUUUCUCCUUCACUGCAUCCGAAGCAGACGAACUCAGCUUCCAGAAAGGGGACAUCGUCAAGGUGACAGAAAUGGAGGAGGAUUCAUGCUGGUUUACAGCUGAGAUCGAAGGCAAAAAGGGCUUUGUGCCAGAGAACUACAUUUCUCUCCUGCCUCAUCCGUGGUUCGCGGGCCGAGUGUCGAGACUGGAGGCGGAGCGGCGUCUGCACUGGCGGGACAGCGGAGUGUUUGUAGUGAGGGAGAGUGAGUCAGCUCCUGGAGAGUUCUCCUUAUCUGUUAGCUACGGGGACAGGGUGGAACAUUUCCGAGUGCUGGAGGGGGGAGGUCAGUACUGCAUCUGGGAUGAGUCCUUUAUUUCCCUUAACCGGCUGGUGGACUUCUACAAGACGCACAGCAUAGCUGUGGAGAAGGUGGUCUACCUCCAAGAUCCGCCUUCGGAUGUGUCAUCCCGCCAGGGUACUCACAGUGGCCGUAACCCUUACCCCAACCCGUACAAGAGCUCCUCUCUGGAGUCCCUCCCUUCUGCACGCCUCCACGGGCCACAUCCCCUGAGAGAGGCAUCCUCCAUGCAGCUGCUGGAACACAUUUUGGGGAAACCACGCCUGGCUCAUGCCCUAUGUGACUAUGCCCCGCCGCACACCGCCCACCUGCACUUCCUGCGCGGUGACCUCAUCGACCUGCUGGACUGCUCCAGCUCACGUUGCUGGAGGGGGCGCUGCCGCGGGCGAGUUGGAGUCUUUCCUCCACAGUGCGUGCAACCGUUGUACCACUGAUAAAAAAAAUAUCACAUCAAACACAGAGCAAAUACAGAGCUGUAUCACUGCCACUGAAACAUGGCCUGCCAAGUAAUCAAACAAUUCAGUUGAACCUCUAAUUCAGGAGCGUCAAACUAAUUUUUGCCACAGGCUACAUCGUAGGUACACAAGGCCAUUAUAAUAACGAACCCAUAAAAACUGAUCAUCAUCUCACGUACACAAAUUCUGUGGUACCUGGUUUUAACCCUUCCAGGCACAGCGGUCACAACAGUGGCCAGCGAUUCAAAAGUUGACACUUAAGACAUUUAACCAUUUAUAGCGCAAGUGAAUAUUUUUUUGUACUUUUUUUAAGACACUUAACACCUUUAACCCUUUAUAAUAAUAAUACAUUUUAUUUAUAGAGCGCUUUUCAAGACACGCAAGUAUGCUUUACAAGAAAGAUGGUAACACAAUAGUCCAAAAGGAAUAAUAAAACAAUCAUAAAAGUAGAUUAAAAGCAUAAGAUAAGCAGGAUAAGAGUACUGUCAUUUUUGGACUAUAAGCCGUUACUUUUUUCUUUCACUUUGAAUCCUGCGGCUUAUCGUCCAGUGUGGCUUAUUUGUUGAUUUAUUUGGGUUAAUAGGUAACACUUUAUUUGACAGCGGUGUCAAAAGACUGGAUCUUUUACAUCCAUUCAAAAGUGAGAUACUUUGACGGAUAACACUAAAUAAUAUCUGUUAUAAGCAUUCAUUAAUGCUCACAAUAGUGUCAUAUCCUAAUUAUGAUAGUCUUAUGACAGUUUUAUGGCACCACUGUCAAAUAAAGUGUUACCAAACACCAUAACUAGCAAUUAAUGAAAUAACUGGAACAGUAACUGAAGAGAUAAUUACCACUGAACAUGAGUUUUGAUUGUUAUUUACAUCUGUAGAGCUGCAAUGCAUGCUAAGAGGCAUGUUGAACUACAACUGCAGCAGAGAUUGACUGUCUCCCCCAAGAGAGCAGUGACAGCCAAAUGAAGCAUCUUGAAGCAAUGAAGCUUUGAACCAAUUGGCUGCAAAGCGUCAUUGCUUCAAGAUGCUUAAUUUCAUGGUGGUUCAUUUGGUCUUAUGACAGUUGUAUGAUGCCGCUGUCAAAUAAAGGGUUAUCGGUGAAUAUAUUUUGGUGUAAAUAUCCGAUAUUUCAGUGAGGACAGCUGCGUCUAGUACAGUGCAGCUUAUCUAUGAACAAAUGCCGUUUUUCUGCCAAAUUUGGUGGGUGCGGCUUAUAGUCAGGUGCGCCUUAUCGUGCUAAAAUUACGGUAAAUUAAAAGUUUAAGAGGUCAGGAUAAAACCAAGAUAAGGAUCAUGGUGGGUAAGAAAGUGUAAACAGGUGUGUUUUGAGUCUUGAUUUGAAAAGUGAGAAAGUAGAUACUGUAUAUUGCGAAGAUCGGGGAGAAGGGAGUUCCAGAGCUUGGGGGCACAGUGACUAAAAGCUCUGGAACCGAAGGUGGCGAGACGGAUACAGGCGACCAAAAGGUGGAGGAUAGAGGAGGAGCGAAGUGAACGGGGGGGACAGUUAAUUCAGAGAAGAUUGCAAAGGUAGGAAGGAGCCAGGCCAUGGAGUGCUUUAAAGAUCAUUACAAGGAUCUUGUAAUUGAUUCUUAGUUUUACUUGGAGCCAGUGAAGUUGACGGAGGAUGAGGGUGAUGUGGUGGGGGUCCGAGUGAUGAGGCUUGCUGCUGAGUUUUGGAGGAGCUGCAGUUUCUGGAGGGACUUAUUUGGGAGACCGAAGAGCAGUGAGUUACAGCAAUUGAGCCGGGAAGUGACUAGACUACAGACAAGAGUGGAAGCGGUAUGGUAGGUGAGAGAAUGGAGGAGGCGAGAAAUAUUGCGAAGAUGGAAGUAGGCCUAUCUUGUGAUGUCGUUGAUAUGGGAGCGGAAGGAGAGCGUGCUGUCAAGGUAAUACACCUUUUAUAUAGCAACUGCCUUUUGAUUCUCAUUUUAAAAAAAACAACACUUUGCUAUUAUUUACAGUAUGUAAUAUAUACAAUUCCUAAUCAGUACUGUAUUUUUACAUUAUUUUUUAUAACUUUAUCUAAAUGUGAAAUGAAUACAGAGUUAAUAAAGACUAAAUACAAAUAAAAUGAAUAAAACAGAACACAUUGGUUACGGCCCCAAGUAAAGCGCUAAAGUUGUUGUUUUUUUCUUGGAUUUAACUCAUUGCAUGCUAUUGAUGGCGAUAGAUGUCCAAUUAAUUUAAACCGGGAAUACUGGUUGUAAAUGCUCAUAUUUCAGUGCUACUGUCGGCGUGCGUUCAUUGGCCUACAGCUGUCAAUGGCAGCCAAUGAGUUAAAAAAAAAAAAAAAUCUUAAUUUGUGCAAGAAAGGGUCAAAAUCAGAAACCAUUAAAAUCUUUUUGCAAGAAUUUAUUUCAAACAAACUCCCCAUUUAUCUUAAUUUAUUUAAAUGUAUCCAUCCACAAUGUUGAUAUUUUGGCAAUGAACAGAUACUUAAUGCAUAGGAUUUGCUCUCGUGGUUUUGCAAGCCACAACAAAUAAUAUGGCGGGCCUGGUUUGAAUUUGACACAUGUGCUCCAAGGGCUCAUAUAGUGUUGUCCAGUUUGGAAUUUGACCAAAAUUACCUUUUUUUUGCCUUUUCCUUUAGUCCUCCCACACCCGAUAUUAUUUGUUGAAAAAAGAACAGCAUUAAAUGAGUAGACUAUAAAGGGAAGAUUAUAUCAGGCAGAUUCACAUCCUGAGUAGGAAGUCCAGAAUCUUUCGCCAGGCUUGACCACGUGUAUUUAAUAAGUUUUACGUUGUAUUUAAUUAACAGGACUACAGUGUGUGAGGCAUAUCUGCAACAUAAGUCUCCCUUAACUUCACUAUACACACAUUCACAACAUUUAGGUUAAGAUUGACAUUAAUUGUCAGUAUUAUAAACUGCAUUUGAAGCAUCCAGUAAGGCACAGAGUAUGCAUGUUUAUUAAGAAUGUGGUGGUGGUCAAGCUACAAUAGAUGAAGAGCCUUAUUCUAAAUGUGUUGAACAAUUUAAUAUUACCAGAGGGCUGCUUAUUUUAAACCUCGUAUGGCAAUUAAGAUUGGAUUAAGUUUUUGCAAUGCAAACAGAUUGCAUUUUAAAUUUUGAGGUUACACUUUAAAGUAAAACUUGGAAAAUAUCUUAUUAAAUAUUUUGCUUUAUGAUAGUUUCUUUUAAAAUCCAAUCAGGAAUUAGCAUCUAAAUUUUUAUACACUUGAUGUCAGCUAGUUUGUCUCACAAACGUAUGUUUUUUCCCACUUUACUCUGUACGACUUAUACUCAACAGAAGCUUUACUGUUUUCAUGCUAUUGCAAUUGUCAGGCACAAAUGCUCAAUAUUUGCACAUGCUUUAACUUUCUAAAUGCUCUACUAUGAUGACCAAAACAGUGCUGCAGCUUUUGAUUAUUUAAGUAAUCGAUUAAUCUAUCAAUUAGCUUGAAUCAUCGAGUAAUCUGAUUGGAAAUAUUUAACGCGUAAAUUUAAGGAAAUGUUAUACAAAGUUUUGCUAAAAUAGCACUUUCAAAAUGCAAAAUAAAAUUCCCAAGUGUUUUUUCAAAGCAUGCAGAAUUGCACUUUCAUUUCAUAAGAGCAAUAAAUUAAAAAUGCAAAAAUAAAAACACCUGAGCUUAGCCUCAAAUGGUAAAAAUAAAUUAAUAAUAAAUGGGGAUCGUAAUAUAACAAAGGAACAAUUGGUUAACUUGCAUAGCAAGAGUCGGCCAGUUUAAAUGCUAUAAAAUGCAAACUUUUUUUUUUUAACAAUGCUCUCAACAAUUGUUCAAACAGAUAUUCCCACAAUAAACUGCUAAAUAUACCUUAAAAUUAAAUUAUGAAUGCAUACACAGUCAUAUUCCCUCAAACAUAAACUCACAACCUUAUGUUGGUCUUAACAGGAAAUAUGUUAACGUGUUAGAUGAGUUGUGUCAUAUUCACUGUUGCCACUAGAGGGCGGUGUACCCACCUAAAUCAAUAAAACUAAAUGCAAACACUUUCCAAACAUACCAUUACAAAACCACUCAAAUUAAACGAAUCCUUAAACCAGCAAAAUUUGAUUCGAAGCUUUUUUCCAAUCGAAUUACUCGAGUUUAUCGAUUAAUCGUUGCAGCACUUGACCAAAAGACAGCAAUACACGCUAUAUUAAUAGUUUAAUUGGUUUAUAUUUGUGUGAAUAUUGUGAAUGUUGCAAACCGUGUUCUUCAUCUUGUAACCCUUUUUAAGCUUGUAUUAUAAAUACUAAUAAAAAAAUAUUUUACGGUUGCUGUGGUUAUUUUUUAUAUCUCUGUCUGUCUGUUGUGAAUGUUUGAUAAGCCAAAUGAAAUCAAGUGUGGGGGGAAACAGGCAUAUGCAAUAUGAGGAGUCCUUUACCUCUUUAUAUAUUGAAAAUGAGGCCCACAUAUUUUCUAAGGCUAUUGUCUUCAUUAGGGUCACAGGGUAUGAAUUCCUGCAGCCUUUGGGCAAGAGGGACAGUACAGCCUGGACUGGUCCCCAACUAAUCACAAACACAGACGUUCACGGACACAUGUGAUUACUGAUCAUCUAUUGUGCUGCCUGGAAAAAGAAAAAAAAAAAAAGAGACCAAGACCAAAUUUGCUCAACAUUUAAUAAUUUUUCAAAUUCUUUACUCCUUAUUCAGUGAUCAAAUGCAUGUCAUUAUACAGGUGUCCAUAAAGUCUAC
Messenger RNA from Corythoichthys intestinalis (scribbled pipefish), 7118 nucleotides. Its product is annotated as GRB2-related adapter protein-like. Lineage: Eukaryota; Metazoa; Chordata; Actinopteri; Syngnathiformes; Syngnathidae. The record is from RefSeq and is a predicted model, not a curated record. The transcript is spliced from 5 exons. Gene Ontology annotation, cellular component: nucleoplasm; plasma membrane; cytoplasm. The coding region runs from base 1685 to 2473 and encodes 262 amino acids. Gene Ontology annotation, biological process: regulation of MAPK cascade; signal transduction. Gene Ontology annotation, molecular function: epidermal growth factor receptor binding; phosphotyrosine residue binding.